GCGCGCACAGGCUGCACAAUCAGCGGAGGGUAAAAGUGAAGCCAAGCCAAGAAAAAUAGACUCCAUUAAUAGACGGAGGAUUGGAUUAUUGAUUAGCACCAGUUGACUUCAUCGAAGGUUGUGUUGUGGCAGGAUUUUCCCUGGCUAAAGGGCACGAGCUGCCAUGCCAUUUGGCUGUCUGACACUCGGCGAGAAGAAGGAUUACAACAAUCCCUCAGAGAUCACUGACAAAUAUGACCUCGGACAGAUUGUUAAAUCGGAGGAGUUUUGUGAGAUAUUCCGGGCGAAGGAUAGGACCACCUUGAAAAUGUACACCUGUAAAAAGUUCCACAAAAAGGAUGGGAGAAAAGUGAGGAAAGCUGCCAAGAACGAGAUAAUGAUCCUAAAGAUGCUAAAACAUCACAACAUCCUCCAGCUGGUCGAUGCCUUUGAAACUAAGAAGGAGUACUUCCUUUUUCUGGAGCUUGCUACAGGCAGAGAGGUGUUUGACUGGAUCCUAGAUCAAGGCUAUUACUCUGAGAGGGACACCAGCAACGUGAUGAGGCAGGUGUUGGAGGCUGUGGCCUACCUGCACUCUCUGAAAAUAGUCCACAGAAAUCUUAAGCUGGAGAACUUGGUGUACUUUAAUCGUUUGAAGCACUCCAAAAUCGUCAUCAGUGACUUCCAGCUGGCUAAACUGGAGAAUGGACUCAUCAAGGAUCCAUGUGGGACUCCAGAAUACCUUGCUCCAGAGGUGGUUGGGAGGCAGAGAUAUGGACGGCCUGUGGACUGUUGGGCCAUAGGUGUCAUCAUGUAUAUACUUUUGUCUGGAAACCCUCCAUUCUAUGAUGACUCCGAUGAGGAUGAUCCUGACAAUCGGGAUAAGAACCUUUUCCUCAAGAUUUUGUCUGGAGAUUAUGAGUUUGAUUCACCAUAUUGGGAUGACAUUUCAGAUUCUGCCAAAAACUUGGUGGCUUCUUUGAUGGAAGUGGACCAAGAUCAGCGAUUGACUUCUCAGGAAGCCAUUGCCCAUGAAUGGAUUUCUGGAAAUGCAGCCUCAGACAAGAACAUCAAGGAUGGCGUUUGUGCACAAAUAGAAAAGAACUUUGCAAAAGCCAAGUGGAAGAAAGCCGUUAGAGUGACCACCUUGAUGAAGAGACUCCGGGCCUCUGAGCAGGGAGAUGCCGCUGCAACAGGGGCUGCAGCUGACCCCAAUGCACCCAGCGGUGCCGCAGCUGCUCCUCCACCAGGCAGCAGCGGCAGCUUUGCUGCCAGCAUUAAGGCUGCUCUUAGUGAAAAGGCUUCUGACACACAGACUGCAUCCAACCCUGCACUCCCCCUGCCUGUUGGAGCCAGACAGGAGGAGCAGCCACAGGUGCGCUGCAAUGGAGAUGUUCCUCAGAUGUUGCCGCAAAACAAGGGAGACUAGGGGUCACACCAAUAUGAGCAGAGACCCUCGUCCAACAACAAGCACAUGUGCAGUAGAGCCAAUACAUUUGGCAUGAGAAAACCAUGUCUAUGCUGUUUAACUAACCCCCAGUUUGCAGUUUUUCACAGCUUCAUGCUUUUACCAUCCUCUUAGUCUUGAUUGGUCUUUUGAAUAGUGUUCUCCACUCUCCCUUGUUAAUUUGUGUAGAGGUCCCUUUAAAGCUAGUCGCAAAGUAGCUCCUAUGUUGUUUCUUUUCCCUAAAACUGUAAAAACUCAUUGUGUAAAUUAGUAAAAUCAACUCAUCUGUAGUCAUCAGCUCUUUGUAUAGAGGUGUAGUUGUCUGUUUAAGCAAAUUGCUAUUUUUUAGCUUAGAACUUACUAGUCUAAGUUCACAUCUUGUUACUUAAAAUUAUGAGUUGAAAGAAUUGGGAAAUUAAUAAUACUGAGAUUUUAAAAAUAUGUACAGUACAUUUAUUGCAGUAUUAUCCAGAAAGCCUAUUUAUUUUAGAUUAUAAAACACGCUUAGAAUUGGAGAACGCCAUAUCUUAAAAUUUUAAAGAUUUAUGAUACAUUUACCUCAUUACUUAAAAAAGUAUUAAUUAAAAUGUGACAAUCACUUUAAGAUCAUUAAAAGAUGGAUUCACCUUGAUUAGGGUUGUGCAACUUCAGUCAGCUUACAAUUUUAUGGCAGCAAGAAAGCAUACUUUUAAGUUAAAGUGCCUUAAUAUUUGUUGCAGUUAUGUACUAAAAUGUUUCAAACAACUGAAUUAUAAUUACUUAGCAAUUUUUUUGAAAUGUUUUAGCUGUUUUCAUUUCUCUUCUGUUUAGUUCAAUGCUGCUGUAUUGAUACUUGUGUUCUGUCUUCUUACACACCGAGAUUGAAAUACAGAAAGCUACUUUUAGAGCAUUGUAUGUGGAGUGGUGUUUUAGCUGUUGUUGUUGUGUUGUCACUUGUAAUUAGUAAAUUUCAGAGGUUAUAGCUGAGUCCAUAACAUGUACCACUAUGUAUAUUUGCAUUGUAUACAUGUGUAUUUUUUUAUUUGUGUAUUUAGCAACAUUUAGCUGAGCUAACAAGUUGCUACAACGCUUGUGAAUGAAUAAAAUGAGCAAUACUCUUAUUGCUGAA
Molecule: messenger RNA, 2534 nt
Organism: Cheilinus undulatus (humphead wrasse)
Lineage: Eukaryota; Metazoa; Chordata; Actinopteri; Labriformes; Labridae
Product: caM kinase-like vesicle-associated protein
Exons: 11
Coding region: 164-1408 (414 amino acids)
Biological process (GO): peptidyl-serine phosphorylation
Cellular component (GO): intracellular anatomical structure
Molecular function (GO): ATP binding; calmodulin binding; calcium/calmodulin-dependent protein kinase activity
Source: RefSeq, a predicted model, not a curated record